Thunnus maccoyii (southern bluefin tuna) is the source of this 1136-nucleotide messenger RNA. Its product is annotated as polymeric immunoglobulin receptor-like. The coding region runs from base 48 to 1136 and encodes 362 amino acids. The record is from RefSeq and is a predicted model, not a curated record. Lineage: Eukaryota; Metazoa; Chordata; Actinopteri; Scombriformes; Scombridae. The transcript has 3 exons.
GAAGCAAACAUUACAGGACAGGAGAGGCAGAUAUAAUGAAUAGAUAAAUGCACAUGAUGCACCCUUUACUGUAUAUGAGCGUGAUGAUACAUUUCCAACAUGUGUUAGCAAAGUAUUACAAUGUUCAGUUUUGCAUGUUUUACUUUUCUUUUUUCUUUGCAGUGAAAGAUGGCUGCCAGACACCAUUUAAUCAAACUGCGUACAGAACAGCUAAAACCACCAUCACAUGUGAUUACCCUAACGAAUACAACUCCAGUGUCAAGUUUAUCUGCAAAGACAACAAUGAAAUCUGUGAGGAGAUUUUAUCAACACAGUCUUCUGUAAAGUCAAACGGGACUUUCACUCUCACAGACACCAACAGCUUCAACAUGUCCAUCAGUAAUGUGAGCUCACAGCAUGCUGGUGUCUACUUGUGUGGAGUCAAAUCAAAUGAAGGAAGUUACAGAGUUUCACUCAGAAAAAUACAACUGGAGAUUAAAAAUAUUACAAUCUUAAAAAGAUCCUCAACUAUUGGACAAACUUUCACAUACUGGUGUUAUUACACACAAGGUGCUCCCAUUAAGAAAUUCAUCUGUAAGGGAGAAGAUCCAUCUAUAUGUCAACCUCUAUGGAGCACCUCAAAGCCCAGGACGAACACUAGGAAGUUUUCAGUGGAGGAUGUCAAAAAGACAGGAAAUGUCACCAUAACUGUGAGAAACUUAACAACAGAUGACGCUGGGACAUACUGGUGUGGAGCACAAAACACUGACAAUAGACACAGUAACCCAUUCUUCAACAGACUGGAGAUGACUGUAGGCUGUGAGGCCUCGUCUGAAGUGAAGGGAUGUGAAGGAGGAUGGGUUGAACUCACCUGCAAAUACCCAAGAGCAGAUCAGGAAUAUCAAAAGAUAGAGGUUAUUAAUUCCAGAGGAUCAAGCAUACAAACCACUACAAAGGAUGUGUGGGAUGGGGAUGACAGAUUUUCCCUGUACCAUGAUACAAGAAAUAAAAAUCUCAGGAUGGCCAUUAAACAACUUGAACAUGAUGACUCUGGGAAGUACAACUGUAAAUUUUACCAAGACAAGUCGUCUGAGGAACCUGAUGAACUGGAACUGAAAGUCGGUAAGAGAUGCUGCAUCUGUAUCAAAGAAGUUUAA